This is a messenger RNA of Penicillium malachiteum, 417 nucleotides long. RefSeq names its product cupin domain-containing protein. The transcript has a single exon. The record is from RefSeq and is a predicted model, not a curated record. The coding region runs from base 1 to 417 and encodes 138 amino acids. NCBI's taxonomy places the organism in Eukaryota, Fungi, Ascomycota, Eurotiomycetes, Eurotiales, Aspergillaceae.
AUGACCUUCAACCCGCUCACCAAAUUCCAGGUUACAUACCGCCAGAUUCCAUCAUGGAACCGCAUCCCUAACACAUCACUCCAAUGUAAACCGCUGAUGAUUUACCAUGGUGCGUUUGACGCCACACCCGCGGACCUUCAGCACCGUCUCCAGGCUGUAGGUGAAGUUGAGCCCCAUUGGAUAUAUACUAUGUACAGCCAGACUCAUUUCCAUUCUACCACCCAUGAGGUCCUUGUUGUAGUGACUGGGCGGGCAAUGUUGUGUUUUGGCGGUGAAGAAAACCCUCAACGCUUCGAACCAACCGUACAGCGUGGGGAUUUGAUCAUCAUACCAGCCGGGGUUGGACAUCAACUGUUGGAUGAUGAGGGCGAGGAACCAUUGCAAAUUGUUGGCUGGUAUCCGCAUAAUAAGCAGUGA